CAGCCAGGUAGGUGUCAGUAAACACACUGCAGCUGAACCACUGAGAGGAUUUAUCCUGAACUUCAUUAUGCGUGCAGCCCGAGAGCUCAUAGGUGUGUGAGUCAGCGUCCGUGGCUCGUACCAGAGACUGUCGUCAUUCACUCAGCACAGAAGUCAAGCCAGAUUGUAGGGAAUAGGGAGAAGAAAGAUAAAAGGGACAGAUUGCAUUAGAGCAGCGACGACUGGAGAAGUAAACAUGGAGGUUUGGAUCAGCUCGGGUACAGAGGAGAGCGAGAGAGAGAGCAGCAUGAGUCAGGACGAGGAAGAUGAAGAAGAACAUCUUGGAAUUGAGAGUACCAGCGGUCUGUGCAGAGAACUGGUGGAAGUGCUGUGCUCCGAGAGGGUGGGCCAGGUUACAAAGACAUAUCAUGACAUUGAGGCUGUCACUCAUCUUUUGGAGGAGAAAGAACGUGAUCUAGAGCUAGCAGCUCGAAUAGGCCAGUCCCUUCUGAAACAGAACAAGGCUUUAACAGAACGUAAUGAGCUGCUGGACGAACAGCUGGAGGUCGCAAAAGAAGAGAUUGCUCAGCUGCGUCAUGAGCUCUCUAUGCAAGACGAUCUGCUGCAGCUGUACGCAGGCACUGAGGAGAUAGAAGCUGCUACAGAAUCACAGAGCACCCAAUCACCGAUCAGGAGAAACGAGUCAAGUUCUUCUCUCAGCAACUACGUCCAUUAUGAUUUCCUGCAAACGAAGCUCAAGAGUUUGGAGGAUGAGAACCUCAAACUGCGUGCUACGGCCAACGAGUUGACUUCAGAAACCAGCAGCUAUGAAGAGCAGGAGCAGCAGCUGAUGAUGGUGUGUGUUGAAGAACUCUCAUCAGCGAAUAAGCAUGUGGUGGCUCUGUCAGAGGAGCUGGCCCGUAAAGUGGAGGACUCUCUCCGGCAGCAGGAAGAGAUUAGCUCUUUGCUCAGUCAAGUGGUUGACCUUCAGCAGCGCUGUAAAACGUUAAUCAGAGAGAAUGAGGAACUCACUCAGCACCUGAACUCUUCACGGGAAAGCCAGUCUCAGCUCAAAACAGAGCUAAGGGACCUUCAGGAGAGGUAUUCAGAGUGUGAAGACAUGCUGCAGGAAGCCAGAGAGGACAUCAAAAACCUGCGGAAUAAGAGCCUGCCUAACAGCACGGUGCAGCGCUACAGUUCACUGGCUGCUGUGUUCCCCAUGGAUUCACUCGCUGCUGAGAUUGAAGGAACCUUCCGUAAAGGCCUGGACAGUCCUGCUCCUUCAGAAUACAGGUCCCAUCCAUGGCGGGUGUUUGAGACAGUGAAAGUGGCCAAUCAAGUUGCACGACUGCGCUCUCGUUGCCACUCCCCGCAGGUCCCCAGCACUAGCCCCGCCUCCUCCCAGUCCAGUCGAAACAGCACACCACGCACUAGCUACUACGGAUCUGACUCCGUUAGCCUCAACCUUGAGGACAAACCCCACUCAACACCAUUACAAGAGCAAAGCCUUAUAGAAUCAAAGCGACUGGGUCAGCCGGGUAUGCCCGGUGGUCAAGAUCUGGAGGAAGCUCUGCGUUCCCUCUCUGCACGCCAAGAAAGCCAUUCUUCUGAUCGUCCGUUCUUUGAUGUAGAGCGUGAGAGGAAGCUCAGGGCGCUGGGUGGCAGCAGUGAAGAAGGUUCUAGUGGAUUCCUUACACCCAAUGACAGCUUGGCAUCCACAGGAACCAACUAUUCAGGCAGCUCCCAGCAUUCAUCUGCUACAUCCAGCUCCAGAUCAUACUUGCCAGAACGCCUGCAGAUAGUCAAACCACUGGAGGGCUCAGUCACCCUACAUCACUGGCAGCAGCUGGCUACACCCAACCUCGGGGGCAUUCUUCAUCCACGGCCAGGCAUCCUCACCAAAGAUUUCAGGGAACUGGAUGUGGACGUUCAGCAAGUUUAUAGCCUCAAUGACCUUGAGGAGGAUGAGCCUAACUGGUCCAAAGUCCCUAACCAAUUUCACAUACCUAUUGUCACUUCAUCUGGAUCCAACCUCCCCCACACCUGCCCCACCCACACCAUCACCAACUCUCAGAUCCUCCAUCCCUCUGUCCUGCUGUCCUCCGUAUCCACUAGCUUUCAGCCUCCUAACCUGUCCACCUCUGGGAGCAAUGAGCAUGUAAGGACCUUACCAGAUCACCAGCAUGGUUUCUUCCAUAGACCUGCUCCGAACACGACACCCAACUUAGGUCUUAUUCAGUUGCUUCAAGAGCGUGGUAUCUCCGCUUCAACUCAGCCCAGCUUGCCUCCCAAUCUCAGACCUCCAACCAGCACUUUAGCAGCUUUAAACGAUAAAGAAACAGAUCGGAGAGGUAGGGGAGAGAAACAACAGAAGAGGAAUAUUUUUAGCUUCAACCUGGUGGAAAAGCUUCAGAGUCUUGGUCUUCAUAAAGUGGUCGCCAGAGGAUUCAUAGACUCUUCCAAUAAAACACUGAACGCUGGCUUUCAGUAGAACUACUGUUUCAUGUACCGUCUUCCAUUACUUAUGCAGAAGAUCCGACCUCUUACCCAGCGUCGUGUUUAUCACUGAAUAUUUGAAAGCCAUAUCCCUCCAUGUGGAGUGGUUCUUGUAGUAUAUUGGUUAUGAACGAACAGGAUGUCCUGCAAAAAUUAUGGUAGACUGGUUGAGGCUUGGAGAUCUAAGACAUUUUAACAAUCUGAGGUACAUAAACUAUGCUAGGUAUUUAAAUUGCUGUCUUAUGUGUUCUAAAGACAUAUCAAAAGGGAUGAACUUCAUUAUGUUCUUCAUUAUGAUUUAAGAACUAGUCCUGUUUUCAUUUUUUCAUUUCAAUGGCAGUCCUUCAUCCUGUGUCACCAGACUGCUUGUCUCGACAUACAUGGGCACUAUAUAUUAUUUAUAUAUUUAAAAGCCAGUGACCUCGGACUUGUCUGCGUACUGGAUUGUUAAUUGUGACUGUUCUUGGGUUGUUUAGUUAUUUUUAUGACAAUGUGCACAUUUCUACUACACUAGAUGACCUGAGCAUAUUGUUCAGGAUGUCUGGUCAGACAUAAUAUUCUAUGAUCUGUUGUUUUAGAUUUCAAUCAAAUGUAUUUAAUUAUUAGAUAUUUAGUGCCCCAAAAUGCACUGGGGAUUUUAAUUGUGAAUAUCCACAAACAUGAUGCCUUAUACAGACAGUAAUAUAUUAGUCACAGGCCUAUAGGUAAAGCUGUUAUAUAGGUUAUAUUUUUUUCCACAGACACAUACACGCACUAGGUGAAUGCAUCCAAAUCAUCAAAUAGAUGAAGAAAGAUUUAUGACAGUAAGACAUAUGAGGAGCCUCCAAACUCAUUUACCUUUGAAUAUUUUACUUAUACUGAAAGUUUUAGUGCAUAAAAAUCUGAAACUUUUAGUCUCACCGGCUAAAUUAAUAUAAUUAUAUAAAGAUGUGUAUUUCAUUCUGUUUUAAUUUGAGUAUUAUUUCUUGCAAACACAAAACGGAUCACAGCUGUCUUUUAAAAAGCACCUUACAUAAAAUACUGUGUCCUUUUUUCCUGUUUUAUUAGACACACACAGCUAAAGCAGGCUAGUGGACCAUUUACACCUUAGCAUGCGAUCUGUAUGUACUGUAUAUCAUUGUCUGGAAGGACAUUGUAUGUAUAAUGUUUGUCCAGGCUCCAUGUUACCACAUGCAAAUCUGAAUACUGAACCACACAGUGUUCACCGGAAACAUGUUAGCUGUAAUCGUCCCUAACAGUGAUCCAGGCACUGUGGGAGCAGCCUUUUUUUAGGCUUCUUUGGAAUAAUCAAUGAGUCAGUUUAGAUGAAACUUGCCUGAGAUAUGAUCAAGAUCAGAAUCAGCCAGGCUCCUUUAUCAGAUGGUCUGACUGAUCACCAAUAGCAUCAUGAUCAUGUUAUGUUCUUUGUGCCUUAAACUCUGCAUUAACAUGUUUUCCACGGUCCAGACGAGAUAUCCAGAUUGAAACUGUAUUGUAAUGCAGAUUUCUGUAGAAGUGACUGUGAUUUAAUGUAGCUAAAGACAUGUACAGCUUUGUUACAUGUAGCUCUAAAUCUUGAACUGAACACUGGCUAUUAAGCUAUCACUCAGUUACAUAUCUGAAGAACCCCACCACUUUGUCCUUCAUCUAUAUGUAAUAUAUGUAUGCAGAUUUAUAUUACACAGAUCCAAUCAUCCAAGUUUAUCAUUUGGAUAUGGGAGAAUUCAAAUCGAUGCUUGAGCACUACGCAUACUGUAGAAAUGGUAGAAAUGGUAACAGCAUUAUAAUGACACUUUGCAUUUGUAGUUUGGAAAAUAUGGGAAAUGACCUAAACAACAAAUUCACACAAUCACUGAGUGGACUGUAGAUAUUAUAAUUAUUGUAAUUAUUGCUGAUUACAAAUAUGUUGCACCUACUGAUUGUAUUUUUUUUGUUAUUUGGUCUGUAAAUAUGAUGCCAGUAGUUUGCACCUAUGAUCGCUGUAAUUAAAAAUAAAAUGUAAUUGGAAUAA
Hemibagrus wyckioides is the source of this 4465-nucleotide messenger RNA. It is a transcript of the gene hap1, whose product is annotated as huntingtin associated protein 1. NCBI's taxonomy places the organism in Eukaryota, Metazoa, Chordata, Actinopteri, Siluriformes, Bagridae. The transcript is spliced from 14 exons. Gene Ontology annotation, molecular function: signaling receptor binding. The record is from RefSeq and is a predicted model, not a curated record. The coding region runs from base 236 to 2470 and encodes 744 amino acids. Gene Ontology annotation, cellular component: dendrite. Gene Ontology annotation, biological process: neurotrophin TRK receptor signaling pathway; neurogenesis; anterograde axonal transport of mitochondrion.